This is a messenger RNA of Amphibalanus amphitrite, 980 nucleotides long. RefSeq names its product low molecular weight phosphotyrosine protein phosphatase-like. NCBI's taxonomy places the organism in Eukaryota, Metazoa, Arthropoda, Thecostraca, Balanomorpha, Balanidae. The record is from RefSeq and is a predicted model, not a curated record. Gene Ontology annotation, molecular function: non-membrane spanning protein tyrosine phosphatase activity; acid phosphatase activity. Gene Ontology annotation, cellular component: cytoplasm. Gene Ontology annotation, biological process: protein dephosphorylation. Bases 354 to 821 code for a protein of 155 amino acids. The transcript is spliced from 4 exons.
CUGCAUAUACCGUGAUGAGCUGCUUACAAAACGUGUCAAAGGAGGAGCGAUUUGAUCAAGGAUUUGAUUCACGGUCAUAGAAUACUAGAUUUGAUUGCUCGAAAUUUCCUGGGUUUGAGAAGGAAAUAAUCUCAGAUAAUCUACUAUACUAUUUCUAAUCGCAUCAUCGCAUCUAUGAAGCGGCUGGAUUCACAUUUUGUUUUCAUACGAACAUAAGUCUCAUAUUCAAGUUUUGGUACCUAUCUACCAGUACUUUGACUUUGACUUGCUAUAAUAUCAAUAUUGAUAUCUUUCUCACCUCACUAAUUUCACUUAAUUCAUUUGUCUCACUGAUAACCUAACUAAAAGAGGAAAUGACGAAAUCUGCAUUAUUUGUUUGUCUGGGAAACAUCUGCCGGUCGCCGAUCGCUGAGGCGGUGUUUGCGCAGGCGCUGCAGGAGCGGGGAGUCCGUGACCAGUGGCGCGUGGACAGCGCCGCUCUGGGCGACUGGCACGUGGGACGAGCCCCCGACCGUCGCGCGCAGGCCACCAUGAAGAAACACAAUGUGCCCAUGAACUGCAAAGCCAGGGUGGUUAGAACCUCGGACUUCAGGGAGUUUGAUUAUAUUUUCGGAAUGGAUGAGAGUAACAUCUCAGAGCUGAAGGAUCUAGCGCCGUCCAACUCGACAGCUCAAAUUGAGCUGCUAGGCAAAUACGACCCAGAAGGCGCGCUUAUCAUCAGGGAUCCAUACUACGAUGACGGCGACCAGGGUUUCGAGACCUGCUACCAGCAGUGUCUCCGCUGCUGUGGCGCCUUCCUCGACUCGAUCAACGUCAAGUGAUCGCGUCUCAGGACUUCUGUGUGUCGUGCUUUGGCGGGAGCCUCCUUUCGGAUGCUAGUGCGACCGGCGGCAGGUCGCCGACCUGCGCUUAUACAUUUGUUCUUGAAAGGCGCUGUGCUUACAUUGGUGAUUUGGUAAUAUAAGUGUACUUUAAUUUAU